UUCUUAUGUCACUGUAUAAAAUAAUACAUUUGAGUUAUUGACUUACCAAAUUUAUAAGCUUAAUCCGGAGAGAAAACCAAUCUCAUUGUUCUUUCUGUGUUUGUGAACUGAUUCCUUUACAUUAAUAGAAGAAUCCAUGGCUGUGGGAGAGCUCUUUCUCUCUGCGUUCCUUUCGUUGUUGUUUUAGAGGCUGACAUCUCGUGAGUUGCUGCAAUUUGCGCUUCGAGAGAGGGUGCAUUCAAAGCUGAAAAAGUGGGAAAGAAAGCUGAAGAUGAUUGAGGCAGUGCUCAGUGAUGCGGAGGAAAAGCAGUUGACUGAAAGGGCUGUGAAACUGUGGCUCGAUGAUCUCCGAGACUUGGCUUAUGAUGUGGAGGACAUACUGGAUGAGUUUGCCACUGAAGCUUUAGGGCGAAAGCUGAUGGCAGAAGACCAUUCCACCGUAAUUAGCAAAGUGCGGGACCUGAUCCCUGCUUAUUUUUCUCGUCGGAGUCCAAGUGCUGUCAAGUUCAAUGUCAGUUUGGGGUCCAAGAUAAAGAGUAUCAGCAGCCGGCUUGAAGAACUCUGUGAACAAAGAAAUGAACUUGGAUUGGAAAAGAUUGCUGGAGUGGCGUCAACUGCCAAAUGGCAAAGACCAUCCACUACAUGUGUGCCAGUUGAACCUGCUGUCUAUGGUAGAGAAGAUGAUAAAGCUAGAAUUCUUGAAAUGGUUUUGAAGGAUGAACAAUGUAAUGCCAAUUUCAGUGUAAUACCGAUUGUUGGCAUGGGAGGAAUUGGAAAAACAACGCUUGCUCGCCUUGUGUACAAUGAUAAAGCAGUUGAAGAUUUCAACCCAAGAGCAUGGGUUCAUGUUUCCGAAGACUUUGAUGUUCUGAGGAUAUGUAGGGCAAUUCUUGAGUCUAUCACUUUUUCUUCCUAUAAUUUGAAGGACUUAAAUCAAGUGCAGGUUAAACUGAAUCAGGAGUUAACAGGGAAAAAAAUUUUGCUCGUCUUGGAUGAUGUUUGGAACCAAGAUUAUGGCUUGUGGGAAACCCUGAAAUCUCCCUUCAUGGCUGGAGCACCAGGUAGUAAAGUAAUUGUGACCACUGGCAGCGGAGAAGUUGCUUUAACAAUGGGACCUAAUGAAUAUCAUAACUUGAAGCUUUUGUCGGAUGAUGGUUGUUGGUCCUUGUUCAUGAAGCAUGCCUUUGAGAGUAGAGAUACUGGUGUACAUGGAGACUUAGAAUUCAUUCGUAAGAAAGUUGUUGAAAAAUGUCGAGGCUUGCCUCUUGCGGCGAGAACUCUAGGUGGUCUUCUACGCUCUAAGGAGAGAGAUCGUGAGUGGAAAUAUAUAUUAAAUAGCAAAAUAUGGGAUCUAUCAGAUAAAACUGACAUCCCCACAGUUUUGAAAUUAAGCUAUUUCCAUCUUCCAUCACAUCUUAAAAGAUGUUUUGCUUACUGUGCAAUUUUUCCGAAAGGGUAUGAGUUUGAAGAGAAGGAACUCGUACUUUUAUGGAUGGCAGAAGGUCUUAUUCAAGAAUCAAAAGACAACAGACAAAUGGAGGAUUUAGGAGGUGUCAGUAUCUGGAAGCCAUUGCUUGAAUGGGGGCUACACAAACUCACUUCUCUUAGACAGCUUCGUAUUGGUGGAUCUCCAGAUUUUGAUCCAGUGACUUUUCCGCCUGAGGAGAUGGGAAUGAUAUUGCCCUCCUAUCUUAUUGCUUUAAGCCUUUAACCAUUGAUAGUUUCGAGAAACUGAAAUACCUGUCUUCAAAGAGUUUCCAGAACCUCACAUCUCUUGAAUAUUUAUACAUUUUUGAUUGCCCAAAGCUCAUAUCCUUACCAGAGCCAGGCCUGCCAUCCUCGCUUUCGCAUUUGUAUAUUCGUCAUUGUCCUGCACUGAGUAAACAGUGCAAAAAGGAUAAAGGACAUAUGUGGUCCAAGAUAAGCUACGUUCCUUGCAUUCAGAUAGAUGAGAAAUACAUCAACGACCUAGACGAGGAAGAAUGAGCUCUAUUUUAUCUCAUAAUUGUAGAGAGAGUAUGGAACCAGAGAAUUACCUUAUUCAAGCCUUAUACCCUAUUCCAGGAAGCAACUGAAUUCCCAGAUGCAAUAAAUCAAUUUGAAGUGGGUCAACUGGAAAUGCUAACCUUCAUGUUUUAGCCAAAGAACAAGAAGUAAAAUGCAGCUCUGGUUCUAAUUCUGCAAUUUGAAGUUUACCAAGGUAAUUUUAUUAUCAAUGCUGAUUUAUGGAACUGUCAACAAGAGGCUCAUAUCGGUGUACAAAAUUUUGGAGUCAGCUCAAUAAAGAUGCAGGUUAAUAACAGGGCUUACCAAACUGCAGAUAAAAUGCUUGAAGUGUAGACAAUGGAACUCUUCAAACUGAUAAUUAAGCACAUUGUGCUUUGAAAGAGUGAACAUAUAAUCAGCUUAGAGAGCUUAACUGUUGUAAAAUCACACUCAGCUAAUAAAGGUGAAGCAAGAGUACCUUCUGAGCCGUGGAUUGCAUCAACUAUAUAGACAUAUUUUGGAUAAAAAAUGCUUACGUAAAACUCAAAAGCGGAAUCAUACGAGUGAGACACAUUUGAAGCUAAUAGAUGCGCAUUUAGAUCCAGACUGCCACGUUUACACCAGUGCUGUAACAGCUCUUCUUCAUAUGAGACAUGAAGUAGAUUGAUGAUGUGGUAGACACUGAUACACUCUGAUUCUUGGAGCUUCAGGUGUUUCUUAGGCCAACUCGGUAUAUGCAACUAAGAUGAUUCUUGAAUGACCAUUUCUGGAGUCACUAUUUACAUAAUUUUUCUACAGAAGUUGUUCUAAGAAGAAAUGUUUUAAGUAUUUUUGGAUUCUAAAUUGCUGGCGUACUGUAGAUGUACUGUCAAAAUUUCUGCUAUUGGCUUCUUUAGCCGCUGCUUUCUACAGUUUUCCUGAGGUGUAGAUUUUAAAAUGUUGGAAUUAAGUUUGCGGGAGAAUUCUGAAAAUGCUGGUUCUGUUGUAUUUCUGCUCAAACUUUGUUUUUUCUUAUUACGAACAAUAUGUUGUUACUGACCUUUAUGUACAUAAAGGUCAUUUGCCUUUUUAAGUAGAGUACAUGUCGCAUGUUCAACCAUAUCAGUUUUACAAGUCUAAUUUUU
Molecule: messenger RNA, 3110 nt
Organism: Pistacia vera
Lineage: Eukaryota; Viridiplantae; Streptophyta; Magnoliopsida; Sapindales; Anacardiaceae
Product: putative disease resistance RPP13-like protein 1
Exons: 7
Coding region: 272-1711 (479 amino acids)
Biological process (GO): defense response to other organism
Molecular function (GO): ADP binding
Source: RefSeq, a predicted model, not a curated record